Molecule: messenger RNA, 546 nt
Organism: Mauremys reevesii (Reeves's turtle)
Lineage: Eukaryota; Metazoa; Chordata; Testudines; Geoemydidae
Product: antileukoproteinase-like
Exons: 5
Coding region: 1-546 (181 amino acids)
Biological process (GO): antibacterial humoral response; innate immune response
Cellular component (GO): extracellular region
Molecular function (GO): peptidase inhibitor activity
Source: RefSeq, a predicted model, not a curated record
AUGAAGUCAGCAGGCAUCUUCCUCCUUGUGGGGCUCCUCACCCUCUGGAUGGUGCUGCCGUCUUGGUCUGGCACAAUCUUACCCGUGCAACAAAUCCCCAGAGUUUCAGCGAAACCUGGGACCUGUCCAUUGAUCGCAAGUACAUGUCGCAUGAUAAACCCUCCUGAUAAGUGUAAGGAAGACACUGACUGCGCCGGCCCCAUGAAGUGCUGCAUGUCCGUCUGUGGGAAGGAGUGCCUUCAGCCCAACCAAGUGAGAUCUGGGACCUGCCCAGUGGUUCCUUUCAGGUGCAAGAUGCACAAUCCCCCGAAUCGUUGUCAAUCAGACAGCCAGUGUGCUGGGGCAGAGAAGUGCUGUGACACCGGCUGUGGAAGGGGCUGUGUGCUAACUCAAAAAGAGAAACCCGGGACUUGCCCAGUGGUUACUGUACGGUGUCUUAUGAUAAAUCCUCCCAACAGUUGUGAUCAUGACCACCAAUGUCUGGGGCCAAAGAAAUGCUGUGAAACUAGCUGUGGGAGACAUUGCGUCCUGUUUCAGAGAGCAUAA